AUGUUUCGCGCCGGCUAUUGGGACGAUGAUCCCAUGGACGGUGUUUACAGCUCUUCCAUGCUUCGACAUGGCACGAACCGACGCUUCGACGAGUACUACCGAUGCUACCCCGUUGCGAUGAUGCCUGGCCCAGAACGAGAGGGCGUCAACCACGGCGGCAAAGUCAUCAUGCCUCCCAGUGCCCUGGACAAAUUGACGCGCCUGCAUAUCACAUAUCCUAUGCUCUUCGAACUGCAUAACGGGGCGCGGGAAAGAAUGACCCAUGCCGGAGUGCUGGAAUUCAUUGCAGAGGAGGGGAAAAUAUAUCUGCCUUUUUGGCUCAUGCAGACUCUCCUCCUCGAACCAGGGGAUUUGGUCCAGGUGAAGUCGACCGACCUGCCCCCAGGCCAGUUCAUCAAGUUGCAGGCCCAAUCAACCUCGUUCCUGGACAUCAGUGACCCCAAGGCCGUCCUGGAAAAUGCGUUCCGCAAUUUCUCCUGCCUAACCAAGGGAGACGUCUUCACCUUUGCCUACAACGAUCAGGUCUACGAAAUGGCUGUCCUGGAGACCAAGCCCUCCAACAACACCAACGCUGUCUCGGUCUUAGAAACAGACCUGGAGGUCGAUUUUGCGCCCCCGGUAGGAUACGAAGAACCCCAGCGGCAGAGCGGCACCAGCACUCCCCGAAGCGGCGUGAGUGGGAAACUCCCGUCCGGCGGUCUGCUCCACCCCCACGGAACGAUGGCUCAGUCCAUCAACUAUGCGGCCAUCGCCCCCGAGUCGACCGACGCCGCUACCGGCGCGCGCGCCGUGUCGUCGAACUUCCUCAGUGGAGGUCAUCGCCUGAAUGCCAAGAAGGGCAGCAAAACUCCGACACCAAAGGCUUCCACGCCCACGCCGGGGACGACGAAUCCCCAGCAUCCUCCUCCUGUCCGCAGAACGAAUGGGCCUCAGCCGCUCCGCCUGCCGCCGAAUCAACUAUUCCUUGGAUAUGCAAUCAAGCCUGUGAAGAAACGCGACGAAAGCGGCAAUGUCGUUGAGGACAAGCCGCGUUUCCAGGGAGCGGGCCAGACAUUACGAGGGAAGAAGAAGGACACGGGGACUUCGACGCCUACGUGA
This is a messenger RNA of Aspergillus terreus NIH2624, 1098 nucleotides long. RefSeq names its product polyubiquitin-binding protein UFD1. The transcript is spliced from 3 exons. The record is from RefSeq and is a predicted model, not a curated record. Bases 1 to 1098 code for a protein of 365 amino acids. Lineage: Eukaryota; Fungi; Ascomycota; Eurotiomycetes; Eurotiales; Aspergillaceae. Gene Ontology annotation, cellular component: VCP-NPL4-UFD1 AAA ATPase complex. Gene Ontology annotation, molecular function: polyubiquitin modification-dependent protein binding.